Molecule: messenger RNA, 1215 nt
Organism: Striga hermonthica
Lineage: Eukaryota; Viridiplantae; Streptophyta; Magnoliopsida; Lamiales; Orobanchaceae
Source: the annotation of a GenBank genome assembly
AUGGCUAAGAAGACUAGUGAACCGGACCUCUGGUCGCCGCUGCUCGUUUGGCCGGAACCCGUUGAGAGACUGUGCAUGGACGAUAUGUUGUCCAAAUACUGCGGCGAGUUCGGGAGGUGGCAGCUGAAGCACUUUGUGCUGACGAGCAUGGCUUGGGCGCUCGAGGUCUUUCACACCAUGGUCGUGAUAUUUACUGACCGCGCAGGAGUACUCGGCCGCCUUUCCGAUUCGAGACUCGGAAGAAAAGGCGCCCUCUCGAUCGUUUGCAUCCUCAACGCCUUCUUCGGCUGCCUGACCGCCCUCUCUCCCCCAACUACACCGUCUAUGCCUUCCUCCGCUUCCUCGGCAUCAGCCUCUGUGCCUUCGUCCUCACCACCGAGCCCGUGGGCCCCACCAAGCGCGGCCUCACCGGCAUGUCCACCUUCUACUUCUUCUCCAGUGGCAUCGCCCUCUCUGGCAUCGCCUACUUCAUCAUGUCUUGGCGGGCGCUCUACUUCGCGGCCUCCCUCGUCUCCGAGUCUCCCCGCUGGUGCCUCGUUAGGGGCGAAACCGUUCGAGCGACGAACAUCAUCCGCAGCAUCGCUGAGAAAAAACCUCCCCGAAAACGUGACCCUCUCCCUCGACGACGAGUUCACAUAUGUCACUUCCAAAGAGGAAGCCGUGGUGAUGACGGGUUCCUUGAUCGACGUGCUCCAUUCUCCCGUGAUGCGCAUCCGCCUUUUAUUGACCGCGGGCAUCAACUUCUUCUGCUCGGUCGUGUACUACGGAUUGAGCCUAAGCAUGGCGAACCUCGGGACGAACCUAAACCUCAACGUGUUUCUCAACGCGGUGGCUGAGAUGGCAGCAUUUCUGCUGACGGCGAUCUUGUUGGAUAGGUUCGGGAGGAGGCUGUUGAGCACCGAGACCCAAUGGUUCAGUGGGGCAUUCUGCGUGAUCGGGGAUGCCGGCAACGUACAAUUUGUUGUUUUUUGCACGGUCGAGCUUUUCUCAAUGACGGUGAGGAAUGUGGCAUUGGGUUUGGCAACUCAAGCGUCCCAAUUGGGUGCCAUUGUGGCCCCGUUUAUCGUGGUGUUCGGGGAGAGGGUCCCGUUGGUCGUAUUUGGGGCAUGUGGGGUUGCAGGCGGUGCUCUGGCGUUGAUGCUGCCGGAGACUCUAAACCGGCCAUUAUACGAAACGAUGGACGGGAUGGAAGAGGGGAAAGUUGCGCUCGCGUGA